Messenger RNA from Eurytemora carolleeae, 586 nucleotides. RefSeq lists its product as uncharacterized. The record is from RefSeq and is a predicted model, not a curated record. Gene Ontology annotation, biological process: mitochondrial electron transport, cytochrome c to oxygen. The coding region runs from base 1 to 576 and encodes 191 amino acids. NCBI's taxonomy places the organism in Eukaryota, Metazoa, Arthropoda, Copepoda, Calanoida, Temoridae. The transcript is spliced from 5 exons.
AUGUUUACUGCUGGAUCAGUCAGGUAUAGUUCUGUUGAACAGCAGACCAAUGAUAACUGCUUGGCAUCAGCCAGACAGGUUAGUUCUGUUGAACAGCAGACCAAUGUUUACUGCUGGAUCAGUCAGGUUAGUUCUGUUGAACAGCAGACCAAUAAUAACUGCUUGGCAUCAGUCAGAAUAGUUCUGUUAAACAGCAGACCAAUGUUUACUGCUGGAUCAGUCAGGUUAGUUCUGUUGAACAGCAGACCAAUGUUUACUGCUGGAUCAGACAGGAUAGUUCUGUUGAACAGCAGACCAAUGUUUACUGCUGGAUCAGUCAGAAUGUUUGGUGUGAGUGCUGGUUUGAGGAUAAAGGAUGUACAUGUUGCGAUCCCUGAAAAUUUCAGGAAAUUGAAGCAGAAGCAGAAAGCAUUCUCUUUAGAUGAUGGACUCAGGGUGCAUGAGAAGGGAGGUGCAACAGACAAAAUACUUUACAACAUCUCUGGCCUUAUUGUUCUUAUUGGUUUCGUCGAGUGGUGCAGGGUUGUGUGGACCCUGGCCUACCCCGACUGGAAAACCUUCCUCACCAAGAACUGAAGAAACUAAA